This is a messenger RNA of Peromyscus eremicus (cactus mouse), 1653 nucleotides long. It is a transcript of the gene Lrrc23, whose product is annotated as leucine rich repeat containing 23. Bases 267 to 1298 code for a protein of 343 amino acids. Gene Ontology annotation, molecular function: protein binding. The record is from RefSeq and is a predicted model, not a curated record. Lineage: Eukaryota; Metazoa; Chordata; Mammalia; Rodentia; Cricetidae. The transcript has 9 exons.
UCGCCACUGGAGACCUUUGUGCAGCCUGGUCGAGUCAUUCCUGAGGCCCUAAGAGGAGAGUCUUAAAGCACAAUACCUCCACACCUGACAUCUGGUCCCUUUAAGGACAUAAUGGCCAGCCCGGCCUCCCGCCCACCUCUCUGCAAGACUGUUAGAAGUGGACCAUUGUUUUAUGUCCUCCGACAAUUACCCGCGUGACACCCUUCUUGCCUCCUCCAGCAGCAGAACUGAGUUUCACCUGACUCCAGAGGGCAGAGGGGAGAAAGAUGUCGGAUGAAGAUGAUCUGGACGACAUUGAACCAGACCAGGAUGAUCUGGAAAAAGAAGAAGAUGAGAAGGAGAUGGACGAGUGGGAUGACUACAGGAAGGAGGGAGAAGAAGUCUCUGAGGAAUGGAUGCCUACCCCGCUCACGGAGGCCAUGAUGAAGGAAGGACUUUCUUUACUCUGCAAGACUGGCAGUGGGCUGGCUCACGCUUAUAUUAAGCUGGAGGCUAAAGACAGGGACCUCACAGACAUCAACCUUCUGCGCUCCUACAUCCAUCUUCGUUAUGUGGAUAUUUCUGAGAACCACCUCACAGACCUGUCACCACUCAACUCUCUCACCCACCUACUGUGGCUCAAGGCUGAUGGCAAUCAGCUUCGGAGUGCCCGGCUGAAUGAGCUGCCCUACCUGCAGAUCGCCAGUUUUUCCUACAACCAGAUCAUGGACACUGAAGGCAUCUCUCAUCCCCGUCUAGGAAGCCUGGAUCUCAAAGGGAACCGCAUCCACCAUGUGACGGGUCUGGACCCUGAAAAACUGACUAGCCUGCAUACCCUGGAGCUUCGAGGGAACCAGAUAGAAAGCACAUUGGGAAUCGGCCUUCCUAAGCUGAAGAAUCUCUUCCUGGCGCAAAACAUGCUGAAGAAGGUGGAAGGCCUGGAGAACCUCAGCAAUCUGACCACCUUGCAUCUUCGAGACAACCAGAUUGAAACUUUGGAUGGCUUCUCCAAGGAAAUGAAAUCACUGCAGUACCUGAACUUGAGGAGCAAUAUGAUUGCUGACGUAGGGGAGAUGGCCAAGCUGCGGGACCUGCCAAAGCUUCGAGCCUUGGUGAUGUUGGACAACCCGUGUGCAGAUGAGACCGACUACCGCCAGGAGGCCCUGGUGCAGAUGGCGCACCUAGAGCGCCUAGACAAAGAGUUCUUUGAGGAUGAGGACCGCGCUGAGGCAGAGGAGAUCCGUCAGAGGAUGAAGGAGGAACAGGAACAAGAACAGGAUGUAGAUCAUGACAUGGAACCAUACCAGCCACCAGCUUAGCUGCCCUCCCAGCCUACACAGAUGGAGACCAAGACACUGGCCUCAAGAAUUGAUGAGACUCCGGUGGGUACCACCACACUCACAGACCUGUGAUAGGAAGGGGGAGAUGCUGGCUGCCUUUUGUCUCCGAACUGAAAAUCCAUCAUAUCCCAAGGCCCAGUCUUUUUGGUGGUCAUCUUUGUGUGGCUUGUUUUAUGGGCCUAAAGCCCUAAGGUCUGUCUGGAGCCUAGAUCGGGGACAGCCCUCAAGCAGUUCUGGAGCAACCAGGAUGCUUGUAGCGGUUAUGUGGAGAAAGAGCCAAGGAGGUGGCCUGUGAUGGGACAGUUCAGGUUUCAAAUAAAAAGGUAUUUUGAUA